This is a messenger RNA of Cuscuta epithymum, 4426 nucleotides long. Lineage: Eukaryota; Viridiplantae; Streptophyta; Magnoliopsida; Solanales; Convolvulaceae. The record is from the annotation of a GenBank genome assembly.
AAAGAUUAAAAAUAGUACUCUAUUUUAAAAUUUUAGUAAUGCAAGUGUCUUAUACUUCUAUUAAUUAUUUGUAUACAUGUCAUAUUUGUUUCAUAUGAAAGGUGUCAGUGAAAGAUGAUACACUUUUAUUCAUGAAGCAUAAACAAUGAUUUAGAAUGGAAUAGUAAUUCACUUCAAAUUAAUUUUUAAUUAACUUUGGAGCUAUCAAUUAAGUUUCAAGUUUUGUUUGGUCCAUAUGUUUCAGCCUUCUAUGAACUAAACUACUCUUGGAAGAGCUUUGUUGUUUCUAAUCCUUCUUCAUGCCCACUGCUCUAAAAAUCGCUCUAGACGCUUGACUAGUCCCCGCCUAGGCGCCAGUGGCGGAGCUCAUUUAUUCAAGGGUGUUCAUGUGAACUCCCAAAAUAUCGAAAAUAAAACGUAAAAAUACACAUAUAAAAUUGAUGUAAUAAUUUGUAUAUUGAUUUUUAUGUAAUAUUUCAUGCUCAUAACCUUAUUUGUUGGGAUUUUAAUGUUGAAAAAGUUACUUUUCUCAAUUGGUGGACCAAACAAUAUUAUUGUGAAAUAGAUAAAAUCAUUUUGAACGCCAAAAAUUUGGUUGCAAAAUCCGCCACUCCUAGGCGCUAGGCGGUGGCCGGGCGCCUCGAUUUUACUCUAGGUGCUCCGACUAAUUGGUUUGUCGCCUAGGUGAAUUAGUCGUCCGCUUAGGGCGCCUAGUUGCUUAUCCAGAGCGCUUAAUCGGCCACCUAUGUGACACCGCACCCAAACGUCCUUGAAAACUUGAUUUUAAAAUUCAAAGUUUAUGUAUUGGAUUUCUGAUUCCCAAACGAUUGUAAAACGACUAAUGUUUUACGUAAUUAAUGAUCGAUUAUUGUACUGUUCGAACUCGUAUAUAAGUAUCGGGCCUUAUUAAUAAAUAAAAGAGCCUAACAUUAUCUAAAUAUUAAUACAUAACAUUUCAAGACAAGUUGAGGAAGGGCGGGCGGCCCAGAUAUUAUUUUGGGCUCAACCCGCUAGAAUAGCAAGUAUUCGAGAAUGGCGUCGUAGGCCCACUCGGGGGCGACCCACACGGCUUGUAGCCUAAUAAUAUGAAUGGCAAAUGUCAAAAUAAGUGAUAGGAUGAUUUGAGAAGAAUACAAAUGCCUAUAACCCCAUCUUUGGCAUUAUUGAGCUAAAUAAUGGGAGUAGGGUUUUUCUUCUAUAAUAUUCAUCAUGUAAAUUAUUGGGAUGAUCAUACACAUAUUGGAGAUCAAUAAUAUGAUGUAGAGAGUUGACUUGUUCCAAAUAAAUUAGAAUGAGUACAAAGAGACAUCUUAUGACAAAGAGAUCAAAAGUGAGACCCACCCAUGUCUAAAAACAUCUCAUGGAGACCAUACCAAUUCAUUUCACUCCACACAACUUAUCCACCCUUAUUGAAGGGUCUUGGACACUCCCUUAAGCCCCUCAUUCGAACUCCCAAGGAUAAGGGAGAAAGAGAGAGCCACACAACCAAGAAAGCAAGAGGAAGGGGAAGCUGCCGCAGGUUCGUUUUCCAGUGCGUAAGGUUACUUGUUUGCUUCAUAUCUCGAGUUAUACACAUCCAAAUAAGGCGUGCGAGAUACCCACAGAAAGCUCUCAAGACGAGGAAUCCGUGAAGGUCUGGUUUGCAUCAAUCGGAGUAGUGGAAGGCUUUCAAAUCGUCCGAGCAAAACACAACCUCGCGGAAUACGUUUUUGUAUUCAAAGUUAGGGAACGAUUUCGUCGGGAAACACCCGUUCUAGGGACUGUUUUUGUGUCUUCGGUUAGGAGUUGAACUAGCACUUUGAAGAGGCUGUUUAACACUCAAUUCCAAGCAAGGAAUCAGUCCUCAAUCUUUCUUGGCCGAGGCUUUGGUCAUUGGAUCGAGAAGGAAAGUUUUAAAGCUCAUUUGAGUUUCAGGUAGGACUUGAAGGUUGCUACCACGCCCGUUGCUUCGGGAAGAUCAAAGGAGGAGGACGUGGUUCGUGCUUCUUCCGUUUCUGUUUUAAACAAUUACAAUAAUGCUCAUGGAAAUUAUUUUGAAUACUAUUUGGGGGCUUGUAUGCCCAUGUUUGCCACGUGUGGCUUGAAUACGUGUAUUAAUGUUUCCGCUGCUUUAUAUGAAUAUUUUACAUUAUGUUUGUUUAUGGAUGUACUAUGUGUGAAUGGUAUUCAAGACGCCUAGUAUAGUAUGGAUGAGUUGGACUGCGGUUGACUAUUCGUACUGUACGGCGGGUUGUUGACGUGUCCGGUAGGUCCGGGGCGUGACAAUUUAAUUGGUAUCAGAGCCUUAGUCCGUAAACUUCAUAAUGAAGCUUCAAAAUCCCUUUUGAAAAUGAUUUUGAAAACCAUGAGCAUAAAAGUUUUGUACUUAUAGAACUUUUGGUACUUGAGUUGCAAAGUCUCUAAUUGUUAAGAUGGUACCCUUAACAAUUGGUAUGACGGUGAUUUGAGCCGAAAGGUGUCUUUAAGUACCUAUCCGUCACUUGACAUUUGAUACGAGCCUAAUGGCUCAUUCUAAACUUCUUUCAGAAAUGGAACGCACCGGUAGAGUGACUCGACGGAACCCGACUGGCCAGGUGCUGGGGGGAUCCCAACGUGGCAGUCAGGGGGGAUCAAGAGAGUCUGGGGGACAGGGCCGAGCAGGCCACUCGCUGACCGUGAGUGACGGUCACGUGGAAACAAUAGAUGAGCACUAUGAGUCCGAGGAAGAUUCAACUUACCAACCGGGAACUGAGCCGGUUGACACCCCAUAUGAUGGGGAACACGAUGAUGCUAGUGAUGAGAGUGAUGAUAAUGACGCUCUUGAACGGAUUGAGGAAUUGCUCCGGCAAUACCAACAAGAUCGCCAAAGGCGCCGGGAAAGGCGUGCUUUGGAAGGGGCUUCGAGGAGAGGAAGCCGCGCGACUCCUAGGGAGAGCAUUGAACUUCGAGGAGGUCGAGGUGCCGAGGUUCCUAUCAUAAGGAUCUCAAAGUACCUAAAGGAGGCAAGAGACUUGGGAUGUAAACCGUUUGAUGGAACGGGAGACAUCUCCGUGGCGGCCGAGUGGAUCAAGAGAUUCAAUGAAGCGGCCCUUGAUAUGCAGCUGCCACCCCAUAUGAAGAUGAGAGUGGCAACAAGAUUGCUAGAAGGAAUGGCGUCCACGUGGUGGGACGGUGUCAAAGGGAAGUACGGUGAGGCGGUCACUUGGGAGAACUUCAGGCAAGAAUUCUUUAGCCAAUACUACUCCGACUUCGAGGUGAACUUGAAGAGGAGGGAGUACACGAAUUUGACCCAAGGAGGGGAAUGCACGGUGAAGGAACUUGAACACAAGUUCAGAAAGCUUGCUGAGUUCAUACCAGAGUACAUUUGUGAUGAAAAUCGGAUGGUGAACCAUUUCUGGGAUGCCUUGGACCUUGACAUACGUGAGAGGGCAACACAAUUGCCUAAUAUGACAUUUAGUCAAGUGGUGGAACAAGGUUUGAAGGGAGAGAAGGAGUGGGAAGAGAGGAAGCGAAGAAAUGCCGAGGAGGCAAAGAAAAGAAAAUGGGAGAACCAUGGCCCCCAAGGUUCAAACAAGAAGAUGAAUCACGGGGGAGGAGGAUCCUUCAGGGCACCCGCACCACCAUCAAGGGGGAAUCCCAACAUGGGUGGGCAAAACUCGGGGUUACAAGCCUCGACGAAGCCUAAGUGCAGGAAUUGCAAGAGAAAUCACGAGGGCAAAUGUCGUGAUCCCCCACGGUGCUACCAAUGCGGAGAUACGGGGCACAUAAGGCUCAAUUGCCCUCAACUUGGUGGGGACCGGUCAUCAGGACCAAGCAGUGCAACCACAGUGAGUAGAAACCGGGAUGGGGCACCAAAUGCAAGCGCGGGCCACGGCGGGGCAAGUACAAGCAACGCACCCUCCGUGAACCAAGGAAGAACUCAAGCGAGAGUGUACGCAAUGACCAAGGCCGAUGCUCGGGCUAAUUCCGACUCCGUCGCAGUUUCAGGUAGGACUUGAAGGUUGCUACCACGCCCGUUGCUUCGGGAAGAUCAAAGGAGGAGGACGUGGUUCGUGCUUCUUCCGUUUCUGUUUUAAACAAUUACAAUAAUGCUCAUGGAAAUUAUUUUGAAUACUAUUUGGGGGCUUGUAUGCCCAUGUUUGCCACGUGUGGCUUGAAUACGUGUAUUAAUGUUUCCGCUGCUUUAUAUGAAUAUUUUACAUUAUGUUUGUUUAUGGAUGUACUAUGUGUGAAUGGUAUUCAAGACGCCUAGUAUAGUAUGGAUGAGUUGGACUGCGGUUGACUAUUCGUACUGUACGGCGGGUUGUUGACGUGUCCGGUAGGUCCGGGGCGUGACAACCUAUGUCGUUUAGAUUCACCGACCGAACAUUUUCUUUUGCUUUUAUAUUUUAGUUUCCUAAAAGAUAUAUGUACCUUUAGGUUUAACAACACAUAUGAAGAAAGUUAU